This is a messenger RNA of Gasterosteus aculeatus aculeatus (three-spined stickleback), 1396 nucleotides long. RefSeq names its product G-protein coupled estrogen receptor 1. The record is from RefSeq and is a predicted model, not a curated record. Gene Ontology annotation, molecular function: G protein-coupled receptor activity; nuclear estrogen receptor activity. Gene Ontology annotation, cellular component: membrane. Gene Ontology annotation, biological process: cellular response to estradiol stimulus; G protein-coupled receptor signaling pathway. Lineage: Eukaryota; Metazoa; Chordata; Actinopteri; Perciformes; Gasterosteidae.
AUGUAGUAAAAUAAAAAAAAAUGCUACAGAGCAACAUUUGCUCUUGUUUGGCUGAGAAGACACAAUGUCUGUGUGUGCGCCUGCAUUGUGUCUGCGCUCGCUGGGUGGGACCACAACACUUCUCCGGAUUUAACGUGACGCUCGCUUUCAAAGUCACCUCACGAGGACAAGGAGCACUACAGCGGCACGAUGCAGCGCAAGGAAACCCAGUUCAAAAAGUGGUCAUCUCUACGCACCCAAGAGGCAAACACAGAUGACAUCCGUCUCAACUGGGGCUAAAGCCGCGGAAAAGGGUCCCCAGUAGAACCCAAUCGAGUGUAAUAUGGACACGACCACCAUGUGCGUGGACCACGUAGUCGUCAGCGAUCAGAUAAAUGAAACGAAGGCCAUGGUCUCAAAUUUUUUGAGGGCAACACCAGAGAUUGGCGAGCUUUAUCUCGUCAGCCUCUUCCUCUCCAGCAUCUACAUCAUCUUCCUGUUCCCGGUGGGCUUCCUCGGCAACAUCCUGAUCCUAGUGGUGAACCUGAGCCACACGGGCCACUUGACAGGCCCGGACCUCUACUUUGUGAACCUGGCGGCGGCCGACAUCUUGCUCGUGGUCGACUCCCUGAUCGAGGUGUUGAACCUCAGGCAGGGCUACUACAACAAGCCCGGCCUCUGCACCUUAAUGAAGCUGUUCCAGCAGGUCAACAUGUACAGCAGUGUCUUCUUCCUAACGUGGAUGAGCCUCGACCGCUUCGUUGCCCUGACGGGCUCAAUCGGGCGCAGGAUGCCGCACCCGCGCCUCAGCUGCUGCAUCAUCUGGGUGUGCUCGUCUUUGCUCACCGUGCUUCCUUUCGCUGCAGCGCAGCGGCAGCACGUCGGAGAACUCCACUUCUGCUUCGCAAACGUCAAGCAGAUUCAGUGGCUGGAGGUCAUGCUGGGCUUCGUGCUGCCCUUCUGCAUCCUGGGCGUGUGCUACUCCCAAAUAGCACGGGUGCUCCGGCGGAGCCAGAGGGGCCGAGACGGCCAUCGGCAGCUGCCUGGCAGGCAGAAAGCCCUGCGGAUGAUCUCGGCGGCCGUGCUGGUCUUCUUCCUCUGCUGGCUCCCGGAGAAUGUGUUUGUGAGUUUUCACCUCUUAAGAGGUGGCACGAGCCACGCCAGCGUGUGGCAGGACUACCCCUUGACAGGCCACGCCGUCAGGCUGGGCGCCUUUUCGAACAGUUGCCUGAACCCGCUCAUCUACAGCUUCCUUGGGGAAACUUUUCAGGAGAAACUGAGGACCAGGUGGAGCAAGCCGCACAUGUCAGCCUCCAGGAAAUCCAUCUAUGUACCGGCUGCAAACACAGAGGGCCAUGCAGAAUGCCACCGACAGAGCUAGACCGCACAUUAUAGCCUCACCAUCCGUACCUCACUU